AUGAUAUAUACGUCUGGCAAUAUAGAUCUAAUUUUGAGAGCCUUCGCGAAAACAGCCGCGGUGAUUGAAAAGACCGUACAGGACGUCACCGGACCCAAAGCCCUCCAGGACUAUGAGCUCCUUGACCAGAUCGGCUCCGCUGGACCAGGCCUCGCUUGGAAGCUAUACUCCGCCAAGGCUCGUGGCGGUUCCACUCUCCUUUCUCACCAGUAUCCUACAGUCUGCGUUUGGGUUCUUGACAAACGCGCUUUAUCGGAGGCUCGGGUACGCGUGGGGCUUUCCAGAGCAGCCGAAGACUCCUUCUUCGAGAUCAUCAGAGCUGAUGCGUCCAGAUUAGUUAGAUUGAGGCACCCAGGAGUGGUUCAUGUGAUCCAAGCCCUAGACGAGAACAAAAAUGCCAUGGCAAUGGUUACUGAGCCUUUAUUUGCUUCUGUAGCCAACGCCCUUGGUAUAUUGGAUAACAUAUCCAAAGUGCCAAAGGAACUUCAAGGGAUGGAAAUGGGUUUGUUGGAGGUAAAGCAUGGUUUACUUCAGGUAGCAGAAUGUUUGGACUUUCUUCACAAUAAUGCCUGCCUCAUUCAUCGUGCCAUAUCCCCUGAGACUGUGCUCAUCAACUCAAGUGGAGCUUGGAAGCUUGGUGGAUUCAGUUUUUCAAUAUCAGCAGACCUUUCAUCUACAGAUCCAUCUACUAUGCAGCCCUUCCAUUAUGCGGAAUAUGAUGUUGAAGAUUCAGUACUGCCUCUUCAACCAUCACUGAACUACACUGCUCCAGAACUAGUCAGGCCUAAGGCACCUUCAUUCGGAUGCUCUUCUGAUAUUUUUAGCUUUGGAUGCCUCGCUUACCAUUUGAUUGCUAAAAAGCCUUUAUUCGACUGCCACAAUAACGUGAAAAUGUACAUGAAUAAUCUGACAUACUUAUCCAGCGAAGCCUUUUCAUCCAUUCCCCACGAACUAGUUACUGACUUGAAAAGAAUGCUUUCAGCAAACGAGGCUCUAAGACCCUCAGCUUUGGAUUUUACAGGCUCCACCAUUUAUGCACACAAGAGUUUUACUAAGGAAGAAGAAGGAGAUACCUUGAUUCAAGAUCUUCAAAUGCGACUUUGGGAGCUCUCAAAUGAAGUGGGGACUGAAAUGAGAGAUGUUGGUUUAACAGUUACCUUGUAUCUCACUUGUUAUGUCUGGCCGACCUAG
Molecule: messenger RNA, 1191 nt
Organism: Lactuca saligna
Lineage: Eukaryota; Viridiplantae; Streptophyta; Magnoliopsida; Asterales; Asteraceae
Source: the annotation of a GenBank genome assembly